ACACACACACACACUGCUGGCGUGACCAGAAAAAAGGGCUGCUCGGUAACAGUGAAGCAAGGGACAGAUAGCAACCGAAGACGAAAACCGACCGAAAACAGUCUAAACAAGGCCGUGGCCGCGGUUCUGAGGAAAGAGAGAGAGAGAGAGAGAGAACAAAAGAGCAAGACCAAGCAAGAGAGACGCUGGGCUCCAACCAUGCCACUCUUUGGUAAAUCUCACAAGAGUCCCACGGAGAUUGUGAAGGCUCUGAAGGACAACCUGUCUAUCCUGGUGAAGCAGGACAAGAAGACAGAGAAGGCCUCAGAUGAGGUGUCUAAAUGUCUAGUGGCGAUGAAAGAGAUCCUGUACGGCACCAACGACAAGGAGCCACACACGGAGACAGUGGCCCAGUUGGCACAAGAGCUGUACAACAGCGGCCUUCUCAUCUCCCUGGUGGAGAACCUGCAGGUCAUCGACUUUGAGGGGAAGAAGGACGUGUGUCAGAUCUUCAACAACAUCCUACGCAGGCAGAUUGGCACCCGCAGCCCCACAGUGGAAUAUUUCUGCUCCCAUCAGGAAGUGCUCUUCAUCCUGCUGAAAGGGUACGAGACUCCUCAGGUGGCGCUGAACUGCGGCAUCAUGCUGCGCGAGUGCAUCCGGCACGAACCGCUCGCCAAAAUCAUCCUGCACUCGGAGCAUUUCAACGACUUCUUCAGCUACGUGGAAAUGUCAACGUUCGACAUCGCUUCUGAUGCAUUCGCCACCUUCAAGGACCUUCUCACAAGACACAAGGUUCUCGUGGCAGAAUUUUUAGAACAGAACUACGAUGCGGUCUUCGAGAACUAUGAGAAGCUACUGCACUCUGAAAACUAUGUGACAAAGAGGCAGUCACUGAAGCUGUUGGGUGAGCUCCUGCUGGACAGACACAACUUCACUGUGAUGACGAGGUACAUCAGUAAGCCGGAGAACCUCAAGCUCAUGAUGAACCUGUUGAGAGACAAAAGUCCCAAUAUCCAGUUUGAGGCGUUCCACGUCUUCAAGGUGUUUGUGGCUAACCCUAACAAAACGCAGCCCAUCAUAGACAUCCUUCUGAAGAACCAGACGAAGCUCAUCGACUUCCUUAGCAACUUCCAGAAGGACCGCACAGACGACGAGCAGUUUAACGACGAAAAGACGUACCUCAUUAAACAGAUACGAGACUUAAAGAAACCCGCCUCCUAAACCUUAGCUAGCGAUCGCGUUAUCAAGCACCUCAUCUUUUUACUGAGGAAAAACAAACAGGAAAAAAAA
Ictalurus punctatus (channel catfish) is the source of this 1272-nucleotide messenger RNA. It is a transcript of the gene cab39l, whose product is annotated as calcium binding protein 39-like. Gene Ontology annotation, molecular function: protein serine/threonine kinase activator activity. Gene Ontology annotation, biological process: intracellular signal transduction. NCBI's taxonomy places the organism in Eukaryota, Metazoa, Chordata, Actinopteri, Siluriformes, Ictaluridae. The record is from RefSeq and is marked provisional.